Molecule: messenger RNA, 3756 nt
Organism: Opisthorchis viverrini
Lineage: Eukaryota; Metazoa; Platyhelminthes; Trematoda; Opisthorchiida; Opisthorchiidae
Exons: 1
Coding region: 1-3756 (1251 amino acids)
Biological process (GO): homophilic cell-cell adhesion
Cellular component (GO): plasma membrane
Molecular function (GO): calcium ion binding
Source: RefSeq, a predicted model, not a curated record
AUGCAACCUGAAUCAGUGCAGUUCAAAGCACUUAUUCUGUUGGUAAUUGACACAAUGUACACACAUACUUCAGCCCAAAUUUCCGAAGUGACAUUCAAACUGAUCGAGCAUCCAAAGGCAAACACUCUGGUUGGAAAUAUUUUUGAUGUCGCACAACCAGCAGAGCACAUACGCACUUUGCGUUUGGAGGCAGUGGAAGUUUCGUGGUUAGACUGGUUUCGAUUGGAUCGUCAACGAGGUGAACUGUUCACAACUGAGGAAGCGUCACUAGGAUUGGACCGGGAAAGGAUUUGUCCCCAUCAUCCUCGAAUGAGGCAACGGAAUAAUACUCCAACUUGUGGAAUUAACUUAUUGGCAUCGGUAAACAAUCGACAACUAAUCAAAAUUAAUAUUCUUGUGCUCGAUUUGAAUGACAACCCACCAAAAUUUCCCAACUCCAACCCUCAUUCCAAUGUACAGGAACUAGUUGUUGACGAGUCAAGUGAGCCUGGACAGACCAAGUUUUAUUUAAAUGCUGCCUACGAUGCGGAUAAUGGGGGGCAGCAGACUGUGAUACAUUUUCUUGACCCGCCCUCAGAAUAUUUUCACCUGCUGGAUGAAACUGAUACAAAUUUGGGCCGGAGGGAUUUGUAUCUUCUGGUCAACAAAAGGCUGGAUUACGAGACGAUCAGAGAAUUCCACUUCAACCUAACCGCCUGCGAUGGAGAUCUUGAAUGGUUACACGCAAAACAUCCCAUUCGGAAUAAUCCUGUCCAUUGUACCAGUCAAAAAAUUCACAUUGCUGUUCGUAACACAAAUGAUGAAACUCCAAUUUUCAGACAAAGAAACUAUUCUGUGGUGCUAAAAGAAACCACACCAGUUGACUAUCAGAUAAUCACUUUGGAAGCAUAUGACGCUGACUCGCCUCCAUUCAACAAGGUGUAUUACAAACUUUUACCGGAGAAGGGGAAUCAAGGACUGUUCUCAAUUGAUUCAGAAACCGGUGUUGUUCACCUGCGAAAACCAUUCCCUUCUCCUGGUCUGUAUCAGAUCAAUGUGUUGGCGACCAACGAACAGUCGGAUAACAUCCAAGAGGUCAAAGGAAAACAAAGAUCUUUGGAGGGAGCUUCUCAAGCUUCCGUGUUCGUCCACGUCCUUGACACGAAUAACCAUGCGCCCAUUAUUGCACACCAGAAGUCAGACGAAACUAAUCAGUACACAUCAAAGAUUUUAGCGUCCCAGUUGGAUGAGUGGUUAGAGGAUAAGUUCGAAUCUGUUUUUGUCCAAAUUCCUGAGACAAUUUUACCCCCUGUAACACUAGCAUAUUUUUCAGUUACUGAUCGAGAUUUGGGGGAAAAUGCUCGGGUGGUCUGUAGUUGGCACUGGUCCGAUAAGAUGGAUAAACAUUAUCGUUUGCCACGUCGUUCAUUUGAGUUAUAUCUGGUGAGUAAACUCACAGAGUCAACAUCAUUAUAUCGACUAGUGCUCAAGGAGCCGCUGGACGCCGAGAACAUUUUGAAGGACGCUUCACCAGUCUCGUCCAGUAUGGGUGAUCAAACACUGCGAAUCGCUGCUUUACUUAAGCUGAAUGUAACGUGCAGUGACCAUGGGUUUCCUAAAAUGACUGGCAGAAUCCCUAUAUUUGUAUUUCUGCUAGACGUUGAUGAAUUUCUGCCAGAAGUGAUGGUCACAGCUGGGAAAGGAGUGAGUUCGUUGACGACGACGAACACAUCUAAGACCAGUGUGUUGGUACACGUGGAAAUCCUGGAAAACCUACUUCCCGGGUCUAUAGUGAUGUUGUUCACUGUAAGUGAUCAAGACGUGUUUUCUCAACCAAGAUUUGAAGUUAUUGGAAGGGAAAGUAGGCACCUCAACAUCAACAAAACAUCGGGGCAGAUUUUCAUGAAAAUACCCUACGAUUAUGAAGCCGAAAGGAUGGAUCAUGUUCAUAUCGUCCUUUAUGAGAAGGACUCCAGAAAUGAUUCCUUUAGCGUGAAUGUGACUGUGAACGUCUCUGUAACAGACGUUAACGAUCAUGUCCCUGUGUUCACUGCGCCACCCUUAGUCAAUACCGGUACGUAUUUGAGACCAAUCUAUUCUAAAAACAUCCAUUUUGAUGGAAUACGUUUGGUUGAGAUAGACGAAGAAGGUCGGCUGAAUAAAAGUAUUGUAAAACUACAAGCCGGUGAUGCUGAUUCCAACAUGAAUGGCCAAGUGCGUUUUUUUCUUGUGGAGGUAUUACCAAGGUCAUUUGAUUCGGAUCACGUUUCGCAGUCAGGGAGUACGGCGAAAGGCAACAUGAGUACGGUAGAACUUUUCGUUUCCAGUGAUGGGACAAUUUGGAGCAGCCAUCGGUUAGACAGAGAAGCGACAUCUCUGAUUGAUGUACUGGUUGGUGUACACGACCUUGGUGAACCACGUCUGACUUCCUAUACUUCCGUUAGGAUUGUGCUUAAGGAUAUAAAUGAUCACGCACCGAAAUGGCAAUUUCCCACCACAUCAGACUAUCUUAUCACUGUGAGAAAAUCCACCACUCUGUUCAACCAGACACUAACAAGGAUACACGCCAUUGAUCUGGACGAUCCGAAGCAUAACGGACGUUUGACAUAUGAGUUCCUGUCUCAUGGGAACAGUCACAGCGACCAUAUUUCUGUAAACAACGAUUCCGACUUGACUUUCACCUGCUUUAUUGUCAAAAAGUUGCUCGAUGUGAAUCCCCAAACCGGAGUGAUUAAAUUUCGUCAGUCGAUGCGCAACCUUCCUGUAGGAUUUUUGGAUGUCUGGCUUAAAGCCACAGAUCAUGGAUCUCCGGCACUAAACAGUAUAUCCAAAUUGGUCAUUUAUUUGGCAGAAGACAGUGAUGAUGUCAGCAAGGAAGCACUGUUGAAACUACAUCAAGACCCAAAAAAUUGGAUUACCACAAAAAUUCGAUCAAGUACUUCGUUAGCAGUAUUCAGCAAGGGAAAUAUCACGAGGCACGAGAGUACUAUGCCUUUGAUAGCCGGUGGAAUCGGCUGCGGAGCGCUGUUGGUGUUUUGCAUUACGCUGGCCUUCGCGAUGCUGGGUUUGAGGAGACACCGUCGGAGCAGUGCGAAAAAGGAUCGAAUUUAUCCUACAAAAACCGAUCAUUUUCUGGACCAAAUGGAACUACGAGAUUUGGGAUCGGCGAUUAGUCCGUACAUUAUCGACCAUACCACUUCUGAUUCCGAAAUGUUGCCCUAUUCUUGCACGGAAACUCAAAGUGCACAUGAUUCGUUAUCUUCUCCGUCGGCUACAGCAGCCUAUGCAUGUAUAAACCAGAACACGCUUCCUCAAGCUAGGUAUAGUACUUGUAGUUACAAACCCGGCAUAAUUCACUGUUGUCCUAGCCCACCGCAAAUAGUUUUUCCUCAAGCAACUCUUAAUAUUACUCAAAAAGUCUCCCUUGAAGAGUGCAAAUCGGUGGAAUAUGUUCCAUCUAACUCAUUUGUUGAAUUUUCAAAACCGAUUCCGGUGCAGUUGUUGACCAUUUCAUCAACAGACUAUCCACUGGCCGCCUGUGUGACAAACAUACAGACGGAUUCUAAUCAAGCAACGUACUUAAAGAUGGAAAACCUAUUCAGGUCCGUUGUACCUGUAUGUCAUGUACAGCCCGAUUUCAUUCCUUCUUCUUGGCACCACAACCUACAUUCACCAUCAACUUCCGGAAACACAGUUCCUAUCAAAGAUCUAAUGACAGACGACUUACGAUGUGACUCCUCCAAAGAAGAAAACCGGCGACCUGUUUACACUCCAUGA